UUCCAUUAAGCCCCCAAAUUUGACUUUCCCAAAAUGCCCCUACACCCACACAAUAAGUACCGUUUCUCCGCAAACAACAUUUUUCUCACCAAAUAUUCCAACAAUGAAAGCUGGUGGCUAUUUGUUUUCAUUCAAGCGGCUAAACAAGAAGCCCGUCGCCGGAACUGUAAGCUCCGCCGUGAGUUCCGCCGGAGAUCAUCAUGAUGACACUUCUCCGCCGCAGCCGAGGUCUCUGCCGUCGUCGUUGCGGUGGCGGUUCAAAAAUCUGUCUUCUGGUUUGCGGUGGAAGAGUAAGAGGCUUUACAAAUUACGAUAUUGGAUCGUGGAUUGCUUCCUCUUCAAGAUUGUUUCUGUGUUCGAAGCCAUUUUUCUCGUGUCCACUUUGGCUUUUUUCUUCCUCUGCUGCGGCUGCCAUAUCUAAGAUAAAGUCUGGUGCAGUAAAGCUUCAGUUAUAUUCGAAAUAAUGGUAAAUUAACAGCUGGGAAGUGGAAAUUCUGAAGAAAAGUUGAAAUCUUUAUGGAAAGGGGCUUAUUGUUAAUACUUAAUGGGGAGAAGUUUAUCAUUAUAUUUAUUUUUCUUAAACUUUUUUUUCCUUUCUAUUUUGGGUUGAAUUUGGUUGAGGUUAUUGUAAUGAUUGUAGAGAAGGUUAGUGGACUAAUUUGAAUCACUAAUUAACUUAGAGAUUCUUUUGUAAUUUAAUCUUAAUCAUUGUUAUUCUUUUCUUCAA
Molecule: messenger RNA, 727 nt
Organism: Capsicum annuum
Lineage: Eukaryota; Viridiplantae; Streptophyta; Magnoliopsida; Solanales; Solanaceae
Exons: 1
Coding region: 104-421 (105 amino acids)
Source: RefSeq, a predicted model, not a curated record